Molecule: messenger RNA, 5022 nt
Organism: Sodiomyces alkalinus F11
Lineage: Eukaryota; Fungi; Ascomycota; Sordariomycetes; Glomerellales; Plectosphaerellaceae
Exons: 2
Coding region: 1-5022 (1673 amino acids)
Biological process (GO): deadenylation-independent decapping of nuclear-transcribed mRNA
Cellular component (GO): P-body
Molecular function (GO): protein binding
Source: RefSeq, a predicted model, not a curated record
AUGUCCGCUCCCAACCAUGGCGAACGUACCUCCAAUCUGCUGAAUUUGCUCAAGUUCGGCGGAACUGGUAGUCACGCUUCACACGCUGCCCAAGCUCGCCAAGGGCCAUACCAGCACCAGUCGCCUCCGCAGCAGCAGUUGGCCCAACACCAGCAUCAGGCCCAGCACCAUCACCAGGCCCAGAAUCAGCAUCAGCAUCAGCACCAGCUUCAGCACCAGCACCAGCACCAGCCUCAGCACCAGCCUCAUCAUGACGAGCAAGACAAUGAGCCUCCCAUUACCAUGUCAUCGUCCUUCCCAAGCCAGAUUCUCGCUCCUGCCCCCACUUCGCAGGACCCGAGCGGCCUCCUCCGCGCUCUUAUGAGCGGAGCUCACGAGAAUGACGAAUCUCGCCAGGACUCACCCAACGUCGUUGCUCACAUGCCUGUGCCUGCUCCUGUGCCGGCCUCUUCCUUUGAUGCUUCGUCGCCUUCGGAUGAUACACGCGCCUACCUCUUGAACUUGCUCAAUCGCCCAAAGCCAAGCCAGCAUGACCAGCCCUUGCUUUCAGAGGCCCAGCCGCGCCACUACCAGGGCUCCUUCGAUCAUUCGCCCGACGCCCACCCCGAUGCCACGAGACACCUCCAUCACGUCCUUGAGGCUGCCCCCAACGGCUACCCCACGGCCCAGCUCCCGCCUCAGAACGGUUACGAUUACGAGAGAAGCCCGUUUGAAGAGGAGCCAGCUACCAUCUACGGCCCCUAUGCCUUUCCUCCGAAUCACCAUGAUGCUGACAUGCCUGCAUCGAGGCUUUAUGGAAGCAGCUACAGUACCGCUUAUGAAGAGCCCCGUGUGUCGUCGUCGCAAAAUCACACUCCGAAGUCCGGCUCGGUAACCAUUGUUCCCCAGAGCUCCGCGCACUCAGCUGGACACUCUCCCGCCGGACCGCCGUUCCAGAUCCUCAAGAAGUCGCACGAUUCGCCCGUUGCUUCACACCAUGGAAGUGACCGUAGGAGCAUCGGGGACGGACGCAGCCCCCUUGCCAGCCCCGAGCAUCUUCGUAGCAAGGGAGGCCAAGCUUGGGCCUCGCCCAACCAUACCCCUGGCUCCACUGCCUCAAUGUCCAUCCCGUCGGAGGAGAGGGCCAGGGAGACAGUCUCUGAAGCCAUCGACGACAUCGCUGAGAAGGCCAACCAGGAAGCCCAGGAGGCUUUAGCCCGGGCUGAAGACGAGGAGCCCCAAGCUCAGCCGGAAUACAUGAAGAGCCUGGACGACAUGAGCGCCGCACGCACUGACAAGGAAUUCGAGGAGAGCACCCGCGAAGCCGCCCAGGCCAUCAAAAAGGAGCUGGACCGCGAGGAGAACAAUGGCAUCUUGGAGGAGGCGGUGCCCCCCGAGGUUGCCCAGGAGGUUCGCGAAAUUGUCGAGGAGGCUGCCGCCCAAGCCACCGUGGCGUCGUCUUCUGAGCCCGUCGAACCCAGCGAGCCCACCGGGGAGCCCGUGGACGCUGCGGAGCCUACCGAGGGCGUGGCAGACAGCUGGGAGAGUGCGGAUCAGGACGAGAUCGUCGUCAUCGAAGAAGAAGCUCCCCCUCCCGUCAAGGUCUUCAAUUUCCCCAUGAAGCCUUGGAUUUCCAUCGCUGUCAAGGACGACAGCUCUUACGAGAGGCCUCAGUUUCGCGAGGAAUCUAUUAUGGAUAUUGCUCGCCUGAAGAAGGAGUUUGAUCAGAUCGAUCGGAAUCUGUACACCGCGACGGAGAACUACAUGGUCUAUGGCAUGUCCAAGGCCGGCGGGCUUCGUGUCAUCCGCCAGGAAGAUGGUAGAGAUGCCAAGAUCUUCACCGACACCAAGGACCGCAUUUUCAACGUCGCCAUGUCUGUCACUCCUUCCGACCACACUGGCGCUCAUCGGGAGGCCAUCAUCGGCACUGGCAUCAGUGGUACCGUCUACUGGCUGCAGAUCAGACACGGUGAGAAGGACCACAUCGAGGACACCCAUCCCGAGCAGCACGGCUUCGCGCUGUCACCAAUGCAUGAAGGAGGCGACGCACCGGGCGGCGUGCUCAAGACGCGUGCCAGGCCAUCCACCAUUCACCCGGAAUUCUUCGCCGUCGGCCGGGGCAAGUCGAUCAACAUCAUCUGGCCGUCUUUCAUCAUGCAGAACAACUUGAUCAAGCCGGGCCACGACCGCUUGGUUGACACCGAGGCAUUGGCGAAGCAGUGUUCGUUGAAAAUCAACACUGGCAAGGCUGGCAAGGACUUCACCUUCAGCCAAGACGAUUCCGUCAUUGUCUCGCUCGACAAGUCCGGACGGGUGAAGUUCUGGGAUGUUCGCGAUCUGAUUGCCGCCAAGGAAGGUUGCGAUCCUCGCGCCCCCGUUCCCGCACAUACGUCUCUCGAGGUCAAGGAGCCGCUCUUGACUCUGACAAGCACUCCGGAAGGUGAAAAGGCCUGGCCGACUUCUGUGCUUCUGGUGGAUAAGCUCCGCCCGUACCAGAAGCGGUGCGCCUUGCGCUACAUGAUUGUCGGCAUGAAGCAGAACCAUACCCUGCAGCUCUGGGAUCUGGCCCUUGGCAAGCCCGUGCAGGAGUUCAACCUUCCCCAUAGCAAGGAGUCGGAUGCUGUCUGCAGCGUGAUGUAUCACCCGCAAACCGGCAUGCUCGUCAUUGGUCAUCCCACGCGCAACUCCAUCUACUUUGCCCAUUUGUCGGCCCCGAAGUACAACCUCAAGAGCGUCUCGCAGGUCGAAUACAUUCAGAGGCUCGUCGCUCAGGACGCAUCCAUCCCCCAGCCCGACUCUACGGCAGUGAUUAGUGGCGUCCGUGAGUAUUCGUUCGCUAACAGGGGAAUUCUCCGGAGCCUCGACCUUCUGCCGAACCCUGCUAUGAGCCAGGAUUCCGACGAGCCGACCCUCUUCGAACUCUACGGCAUGCACUCUAAGGGGGUCGCAUGCGUGCUUGUGAAGCAGGCAGAGCUUGGUUGGUCCAAGGACAACAAAGUCCUCGCCCCCAUGUCGGCCGUGGACGCCGGCGUGGUUUCAAUUUCGAAGCUUAAAGCCCCUGCCGUUCAGCCUGCGGAACCGAUCCCUCAUGAUACCACGCAGCCUACUCAUACUGCUGUCCGCAACACCAGCAAAGAGUCCGAGCGGACCGCGGGCCCCGAAACCUCCGCUCCCACGAAGUCGAAGCAGGAAGUCACUACCGAAGAAACCCCGGCUCCUACCCCGGUCAAGGAGGAGAAGCAAGAAAAGCAAGAGAAGCAAGAGAAGCAGGAACGCAAGAGCCGGAAGAAGAAGGCGGCUGCCGCUGGCGCUCUGGCGGCUGAGCCGCAGUCUAACGGAAGUGGCCAUUCACCCCGUGUUGGUGCCAAGGAUUCCAAGCCGGCCGCCGCCACCUCUGCCACCCCACCCAGCAACAUCAGCCAAGAGUCGGUCGAAGCCGUCCUCGGCACCAUGGAAUCGCGCCUUAAUAGCAGCUUCGCUGGCACCAUCAACGCCGGCCUCAAGACUCUGUACAACAAGAUCGAAGAUGGGCAUCGUGAGCGCGAGAAAGACUUUGAUCAGCGCCAGAUGAAACUGCUCAACAUGGUCUCCGAGGUUCUUAACGAGAAUACGCAGAAAGUCCUCGAGUCGCUCAUUCAGGAUCAAUUCACCCACUCGGUCAUCCCGGCCAUUUCGGAUGUGGCUCGCAAGGCGGUGGCCGAUCAGUUCAGCUCUAGCAUGUCUGAGGAGAUCAGUCACUCCGUUCACAAGGAGAUCCAUCGAGCCCUCCCCAGCGCGACCCAGCAUGCCCUACAGAAACAGGAGUUUGUGAAAGCCAUCUCGGAUCGAGUGGGGAGCACUGUCGCUGCCAGCGUCGAGCACGAGAUUCUCGACACUCUGACGAGCCGCCUGUCUACUUCCUUCAACCACGUGGCUGCCACGGCAUGUCAACGCGUCGCCGAUGAAAUGCAGCGCCAGCACCACUCGGAGCUGGAGGCCAUGAAUGCGCAGCGUGCGACGGACGCCAAGAAGAUCGACCAGCUCAGCGCUGUUGUCACGCAACUCACUAGCAUGGUCUCUGGCAUGGCAGCCUCCCAGGAGCAGUUCCAGGGCGAGUUCAUCCGGUUCCAGCGAGAGAUGCUUGAGGCUCAGGCAGAGGCACAGGCCCAAGCUCAGGCACAUGCUGAGGCACAGGCACAGGCGCAGGCGCAGGCACAGGUUCAGGCACAGGCUCAGGCUCAGGCCCAGGCUCCUGCCCUACAGCAACAGCAGCAUCGUCAGCAGCCGCAGCAGCAGCAUCAGCAACACCAGGUGCGACAACAGCAACAGGUGUCUCCCACGGCGCCGGUGCAGGGCCACGACCAGGCGCACAGCCACAUGCAGCAUCAGCUCCAACAGAUGCAACAGCACAUGCAGACCAUGCAGAAACAGGGCAGCCACGGCUACGGCGUGAUGCACAGCCCGCAGAGCUCCCAUCAUUCUAUGGCCUACCCUCAGUCUCAUGCCCAUUCCCACGGCGUUUCUCACACCACGGGCAACUAUGCGCCCUCACAGGCGCUGGCGCCCAACGCUGCUAACGCGGGCAGCGGCAACACGGAGUAUGAUCAAGAUCUGGCAGACCAGAUGGCAAUUCUCGACUCUCUCGUCAAGACGGGAAGAGCCGAGGAGGCGCUGCUCCGAUGGCUGCAGUCAGGCCGAGAGCAGGUGAUUUUCGAGAAGUUUAUGAGCAAGUUCAGUCCGCAGACGAUCCUUGCCGGUAUGCCCGGUUUGAUCCUGCUUACUGUUGCUACAACCAUUUGCCAGAGUCUCGACACCUCGACCCGUGAGAGGGUGGCAUGGCUAGAGGUUGUGGUUCAUACUUUGCACAAUGAGUUCGAGUCGCUGGAUGCCGAUGCACGCGCAGUUACCCCGAAGAUCUUCAACCUCUUGAUUGCCAACACGGAGAAUCUCUUCGUCCGCAUCAGCAACACUCGAGGGAAUGACCCGAUUCUCAAGAACCUGUCACAAAUGAUGGCGACGGCCAGACGCACUGUCGAGGCUUGCAAGCCACGCCAUUUUGGCUGA